AGGAAAUUUCGGCAGCGGAAGCCAUUUUCGCAUCGGUUGGCGUUUGCACUGCACCCUGCCGGCGGCGGCCGCGACACCACACGAUGCAGCCCUUCUCGCGGCACACCAGCUUCUUCGCGUCCCUCAAGCAGGUGGAAGACCGGUUGGCGGCGGAGGAGCAGCGGCCGGCGCCCCGACAGCCCGUCGCGCCGCCGCUUUUCUCGGACACCAUGACCGCAUCCCCGCUCUUCCUCGGCGCGUCGACGGCCACGGCCACCGACCGCGGCGGCGGCGCCGGCGAGAGCAGUGGCCCGGCGCUGGACUUCCUCACCCUCUCCAAAGAUGAGGUGCGCGUGCAGGAGCCCCAACAAGACUCCGACUCCGACGACGACGGCGAUAGCGGGGCGGACAUAGCGCGGCUGAUGGCGCUUAUCGGCCUGUCGCCGCCGCCAUGGUUCGGCGACGACGGAGGCGACAGCGGCGGGUGCGACUGCAGCGGCGGCGACGGGUUCAUGGCGAAGGUCGUCGGAGUGGUCGGGCCCAAGUGCGAAAAGGAGAAGAGGAGGGUGGACGGCUGGAUCCAGCAUUACUACGGCGACGGCGGUGGCGGUGAGUGCAGGGAGCCCGCGAGGCUGGCGCAUCUGUUGGUCGCCAAGGCCUCGUGGUCCUGGGAUGGAGAAGGUCCCGAGGAUAGAGCAGCCAUUGCAUUCCCUUCCGCGGUGAAGGAGUUCUUGGACCGUGACGCGCCGCCGCGGUUGACGGAGGAGGGGGAGCAUAGGGAGACAGAGUGAUGAUUGGACAGAGGUCCUCUCUGUAGUGUGUUCGCCAAAGCAUACUUCAAAGUUCAGAGAACACAGUGAUGAUGGAUGUGCAAACUGAAUGUUUGUAUUCUGAAAUUGUCUAACGCAAUGUGUUCCUGCCAGAGAAGAACACAUGGACAACCUGUCCAAAAUUUUACAUCUAUUUACCAGAGUUUUCAGGGAUUUUCACCUGCAUUUUGCUCCAGUGCCACAUGUGUUGGCUUCAUGCUAGGUUGUAAUCUGUGGUGGGCGCAUGUGCCAAUGGUAAGCAACAAGAUAUGCAAAAACAUGUGAUGUUUUCA
This is a messenger RNA of Triticum dicoccoides, 1081 nucleotides long. RefSeq lists its product as uncharacterized. NCBI's taxonomy places the organism in Eukaryota, Viridiplantae, Streptophyta, Magnoliopsida, Poales, Poaceae. The transcript is spliced from 2 exons. The record is from RefSeq and is a predicted model, not a curated record. Bases 84 to 770 code for a protein of 228 amino acids.